AGAGAGACGGAGAAAGAGAGAGAGAGACAGGGAGGGAUAGAUAGAGACAGAAAGAGAGAAGGAGAGAGAAAGACUAAGACAGAGACAAGGAUAGAUGGAGAAAGGGACAGACAGAGGGAAAGA
Molecule: messenger RNA, 123 nt
Organism: Rhincodon typus (whale shark)
Lineage: Eukaryota; Metazoa; Chordata; Chondrichthyes; Orectolobiformes; Rhincodontidae
Exons: 2
Source: RefSeq, a predicted model, not a curated record